Molecule: messenger RNA, 660 nt
Organism: Trypanosoma rangeli
Lineage: Eukaryota; Euglenozoa; Kinetoplastea; Trypanosomatida; Trypanosomatidae
Product: ER lumen retaining receptor protein
Exons: 1
Coding region: 1-660 (219 amino acids)
Biological process (GO): protein retention in ER lumen; endoplasmic reticulum to Golgi vesicle-mediated transport
Cellular component (GO): membrane; cis-Golgi network; endoplasmic reticulum
Molecular function (GO): ER lumen protein retrieval receptor activity
Source: RefSeq, a predicted model, not a curated record
AUGAACGUCUUACGCACGAUCGGUGACUUGCUGCACCUCCUUGCCAUCAUCAUUCUGUUAGGGAAGAUGCUGCGGCAGCGGUCGGCAGCCGGGGUGUCGCUUAAGACGCAGUUUCUUUUUGCGCUCGUCUUCACGACACGCUACCUCGAUCUGUUCACAUCCUUCUUGUCCCUGUACAACACGUUGAUGAAGAUCUUCUUCUUGGCGACGUCGUGGCAUAUUUGCCACCUGAUGCGCAACAAGAGCCCGUGGAAGGCUACCUACGAUCACGAGAAUGACACCUUCCGUAUUCGUUACCUCAUCAUUCCCUGCGUUGUGUUUGCAUUGCUCUUUCACGGCGAACCCCGUGAGGGAUGGAUAAUGGAUGUAAUGUGGGCCUUUUCACAGUACUUGGAGGCUGUAGCUAUUUUGCCACAGAUCUUUUUGCUGGAGUACACGGAGCGCUACGAGGCCCUAACGUCCCACUACCUGGCAGCCAUGGGGGCGUAUCGAUUUUUCUACUUAAUUCAUUGGAUUUACAGGUACUGGGUGUUCCACCGUGUGAACGUUGUGUCCGUGUGCGCAGGAGUACUGCAGACUGUCUUGUACGUUGACUUCUUCUACCACUACAUCACGCAGGUUGUGAGGCGCGCGAAGCAGCGGUACGAUCUGGCACGGUAG